This is a messenger RNA of Saccostrea echinata, 1194 nucleotides long. RefSeq lists its product as uncharacterized. NCBI's taxonomy places the organism in Eukaryota, Metazoa, Mollusca, Bivalvia, Ostreida, Ostreidae. The coding region runs from base 79 to 1137 and encodes 352 amino acids. The transcript is spliced from 2 exons. The record is from RefSeq and is a predicted model, not a curated record.
UUAAUCCAUCAGUACUUCCAUUUUGAUUUACGAUAUCAAGACAUUGUGAAAGUUUUGUUUCUUAACCAUGGCAUUGUAAUGUCAACACGUCAGUUAAAAAGACACCUAAAAUAUUUAAAUCUUACGAGGCGGAAGAUUUUCUCCUCUGCCCAGUCUGUUUUUAAUUUUGUAUACAAUCAAUUGGAAACAUCUGGACAAAGUCAUGGCUAUAGAUGGAUGCAUCAAAAGUGUAAAAUGAAUGGCUUCAAGGUGAAAAGAGAAGAUAUAAGACUGUUGCUUCAAGUGGUUGAUCCACAUGGUGUUGAUAUCAGAUCGAGAAGAAGAUUAAAAAGGCGAGACUAUUGGUCAAAAGGACCCAAUUUCUGCUGGCAUGUAGAUUCGUAUGAUAAAUUAAAGAAGUAUGGAUUGUGUAUUAACGGAUGUAUUGACGGUUAUUCAAGGAAAAUUAUUUGGUUGAAAGUUGGCCGAACAAAUAAUGACCCGACAGUCAUAGGAAGAUAUUAUUUAGACGCAGUAAAUGUUCAUGGAGGUUCCCCUUUGUUUAUGAGAGGUGACUUGGGUACAGAAAAUGUACUCAUUGCUGCAUUGCAGAAUCUCUUCUCUAGAAACGACACACUUGAGCAUAAUCAAUUUAUCUUUGGAAAGAGCUCAUUCAACACAAGAAUUGAAUCGUGGUGGGGUAUUUUGAGAAAGGAAUGUUGUCAGACAUGGAUGGAAGAGUUAAAGGAUUUACAAAAUCGGGGUCUUUUUACGGGUGACAAAUUGGACACUAAUCUGCUUCAGUUUUGUUUUAUGGCGUUACUUCAGACUGAGUUGGACGAAGUAGCACGUGUGUGGAAUACUCAUUAUAUGCAGUCUAAAAAAACGGCAGAGGGAAGUGUUCGAGGUCGUCCAUCGAAUGUUUAUCUUUUUCCAGAGCUCUUUCAAGUUCAAGAUCAUAUUCAUCCGAUUGACAAAGAAGUUCUUGAGCUUUGUAAACAUGAAUGCACCAUAGAACACGUGCUUCCAUGCGAUGAAGAAAUAUUUGAACUCGGUUGUAUUUUCAUGGAAGAAUAUGACUUAGAACCACCAUCAAACAUUUAUGAGGGAAAGGCCAUUUACAUUGAUUUUCGUUCCUGGAUCAUGAAUGUUAUGUAAAAACAACCAAAAGUCUUAUAAUCAGAAAACUAGUAACGCUAUUUUCAAAAUGUAUGC